GCUCGGCACCAUGUGUACACGGGGGCUACCGGGGCUGGCGCUGCUGGUGGUGGCCAUCACCUCCCUGCCUGGCCUGCGCCCCGCCGCCACUCCGUCCCUGAGGAGUGCUUUGGGCAGUCCUGCUGCAUGCCACCUGUCCCGGGCCGAGGCAGAGCUCAGGUGCCACGUCCCCGGGGGACAGCUGUGCAGCGGCAGGGGCAGGUGCAAUUGUGGAGUCUGCAUCUGCCAAGUGACGGAGGCUGGCAAAUACUAUGGUCCGCUGUGCGAGUGCCAUGACUGGGUGUGUGAGACCUACGACGGGAAGAUCUGUGCAGCAUGCAGAUACAGUAGAGACAUAGCUAUGAAUGCAUCCCUGGACCAUUGGAUCAUAGAAUUUCAGAAUCAUAUCAUUUGGAAAAGACCUUCAGGAUCAUCAGGCCAUGGGAAGUGUGACUGUGGGAAGUGCAAAUGUGAUGAAGGCUGGUAUGGUGAAGCUUGUCAGUAUCCAACUUCUUGCAAUCUUACACGGAAGAAAAGCAAUGAAAUGUGUAAGAAUUCCCAAGAUAUCAUCUGUUCUGGUGCAGGCACAUGUCAGUGUGGCAGGUGUAAAUGUGCAAACUCAGAAGGAAAUGGACUGGUCUAUGGUAAAUUUUGUGAAUGUGAUGACAGAGAAUGCAUAGAUGAUGAGACGGAAGAGAUUUGUACAGGCCAUGGAAAGUGUUACUGUGGAAACUGUUACUGUGAGGCUGGUUGGCAUGGAGAUAAAUGUGAAUUCCAGUGUGACAUCACCCCUUGGGAGAUCAAGAAAAGAUGCACAUCUCCAGAUGGCAAAAUCUGCAGCAACAGAGGCACAUGUGUAUGUGGGGAAUGUACAUGCCAUGAUGUGGACCCAACUGGUGACUGGGGAGAUAUACAUGGAGAUACGUGUGAGUGUGAUGAAAGAAACUGCAAAGCAGUGUAUGAUAGAUAUUCUGAUGACUUCUGCUCAGGUCACGGACAGUGUAAUUGCGGAAGGUGUGACUGUAAAGAAGGAUGGACUGGGAAGAAGUGUGAACAUCCACGGUCUUGUCCAUUGUCAGCUGAGGAAAGUGCUAAGAAAUGCCAAGGAAAUUCUAAUUUACCUUGCUCUGGAAGAGGGAAAUGUGAAUGUGGCCAAUGCACUUGUUUCCCUCCAGGAGACAACAGAGUUCAUGGUAAAAACUGCGAAUGUGAUGAUCGGCAGUGUGAAAGUGCAGAUGGUGAAGUCUGUGGGGGCCAUGGCAUCUGCUCCUGCGGCCGAUGCAUUUGCCAGAAUGGGUGGUUUGGAAAGUUGUGCCAGCAUUCAAGGAAGUGCAACAUGACAGAAGAGGAGAGCAGAAGUCUCUGCGAGUCAGAGGAUGGUGUAUUAUGCUCGGGGAAGGGUUCCUGCCACUGUGGAAAGUGCAUCUGUUCACCACAGGAAUGGUACAUUUCGGGCGAUUUCUGUGAAUGUGAUGACAGAGACUGCGACAAACAUGAUGGUCUCAUUUGCACAGGCAAUGGUGUUUGUAACUGUGGAAACUGCGAAUGCUGGGAAGGAUGGAAUGGAAAUGCUUGUGAAAUCUGGCUGGGGACAGAAUACCCUUAACAAAGGACACCAAAGACUUAGAGGGUUUUUUUUU
Messenger RNA from Cygnus atratus (black swan), 1619 nucleotides. RefSeq names its product integrin subunit beta like 1 (gene ITGBL1). Gene Ontology annotation, biological process: cell adhesion mediated by integrin; cell-matrix adhesion; cell migration. Gene Ontology annotation, cellular component: cell surface; integrin complex; focal adhesion. Lineage: Eukaryota; Metazoa; Chordata; Aves; Anseriformes; Anatidae. Bases 11 to 1585 code for a protein of 524 amino acids. Gene Ontology annotation, molecular function: integrin binding; amyloid-beta binding. The transcript has 12 exons. The record is from RefSeq and is a predicted model, not a curated record.